Haliotis rubra (blacklip abalone) is the source of this 957-nucleotide messenger RNA. RefSeq names its product gamma-aminobutyric acid type B receptor subunit 1-like. Gene Ontology annotation, cellular component: membrane; G protein-coupled receptor heterodimeric complex. NCBI's taxonomy places the organism in Eukaryota, Metazoa, Mollusca, Gastropoda, Lepetellida, Haliotidae. The record is from RefSeq and is a predicted model, not a curated record. The annotation marks the transcript as partial. The transcript has 6 exons. Gene Ontology annotation, molecular function: G protein-coupled GABA receptor activity. Gene Ontology annotation, biological process: G protein-coupled receptor signaling pathway; gamma-aminobutyric acid signaling pathway.
AUGUCGUACGUGUCUGUUUCCCCAUCCCUAUCCGAUAAGAAGAGGUUUCCACGUUUCGUCCGUUCUAAUUCCCCGGACGUGGAUGUCAACCCGGCUCGGGUGGAGAUCUUCAAACAAUUCGGCUGGUCAAACAUCGCCACGCUGCACCAGUCCUUUGAACUCUUCUCAGUGCCAACAGAGGAUCUGAUGGUUCGUCUGAAAGAAGCCAACAUGACAAUUGUGAGAUCUGAGAUUAUCACAGGAAGUCCAGCAGUACAGAUCAAGGCUCUUUGGGAUGCUGAUGUGCGGAUCAUUGUGGGCAGUUUUUACGAAAACAUGGCACGACAGGUGUUUUGUGAGGCUUACAAGGUGGGACUUUACGGCAGUAAGAUCGUUUGGGUGAUCAACGGCUGGUUCGACGACUUCUGGUGGCUUGUUCCCGACGCCAGCGUGGACUGUACGCCGGAGGAGAUGUCGCGAGCAGUAGAAGGCUAUAUCGCUGUCGACAGACUCUACAUCAGCCCUAUAGAGAUCCCCGCUAUCUCCGGCAUCACCCCCUCACAGUAUCUGGCUAUAUACGCCAACAGGACCAACAACGUCAACUACCCUGGCACCAAGGCCGCACCCAUGGGAUACGACUCCAUCUGGGCCCUGGCUUUAGCUCUCAAUGACACCCUCACGGAACUUAUUGAUACUGGGAACCCCAAACGGCUCGAAGACUUUGCCUACAGUGAUGAAGAACUUGGCCUCCUUAUCUGGACCAAGAUGCUGAAUGUCAAAUACAGAGGGGUCAGGGGUCAAGUGGCAUUUAAUGAGAAAGGUGACCCCGUGGCUAUGUUCAGGAUAGACCGUGUUCAGGGUGGUGAGGUGCAGAUGGUGGGGCUCUAUGAUCCGAACCUGGUCGCCGAUGUGAAGAUCGAAUGGCUACCAGCUGCACCCAUCGUAUGGGCAGGUAUAACAAUAAAGAACAAACGUUAG